Messenger RNA from Pseudophryne corroboree (corroboree frog), 2954 nucleotides. Its product is annotated as gastrula zinc finger protein XlCGF57.1-like. The record is from RefSeq and is a predicted model, not a curated record. Gene Ontology annotation, biological process: regulation of transcription by RNA polymerase II. Gene Ontology annotation, cellular component: nucleus. The coding region runs from base 39 to 1469 and encodes 476 amino acids. Gene Ontology annotation, molecular function: DNA-binding transcription factor activity, RNA polymerase II-specific; RNA polymerase II transcription regulatory region sequence-specific DNA binding. The transcript has a single exon. NCBI's taxonomy places the organism in Eukaryota, Metazoa, Chordata, Amphibia, Anura, Myobatrachidae.
AUGGACACACAAGCAGGAAUAUCUCAGAAGGACAUCUAAUGUUAUCCCCGGAUUGUGACAUAAAAGAUAAUGACAGUAGACAGGAUUCUCCAGGAGCUAACCCCAUUACCCCAAUUAUACAUCCAGUUCUAUCAGCUGGUCCCUCUGAUCCUGGGAAAUGUUCUCCUGAUCACUCUGAUAUUGGUGCAUCUGUUACAGCUCUGAGAGUAGAUACAGAGUUUCCCUGUUCUAUAGAUGCCAAAUGUUUUACACAGAACACAAAGCCUAUUAACCCACAGACAGGUAAGGCAGGUGAGAGGCCAUUUCUAUGUUCUGAGUGUGGGAAAUGUUUUGCACGGAAAUCAGAUCUUAUUACACAUCAGCGUAGUCACACAGGUGAGAAGGCAUUUCCAUGUUCUGAGUGUGGGAAAUGUUUUACAUACAAAUCACUUCUCGUAAUACAUAAGAGAAUACAUACAGGUGAGCAACCAUAUUCCUGUUUUGAGUGUGGGAAAUGUUUUACAUACAAAACAACUCUUGAUGCACAUAAGAGAAGUCACACAGGUACAUCACCAUUUCCAUGUCCUGAGUGUGGGAAAUAUUUUGCAAGGAAAACAGAUCUUAUUACACAUCAGCGAAGUCACACAGGUGAGAAGGCAUUUCCAUGUUCUGAGUGUGGGAAAUGUUUUGCACACAAAUCAGAUCUUGUUAGACAUAACAGAAGUCACACAGGUGAGAAGCCAUAUUCUUGCUCUGAGUGCGGAAAAUGUUUUAUCCGGAAAUCACAACUUAUUACACAUCAGCGAAGUCACACAGGUGAGAAGGCAUUUCCAUGUUCUGAGUGUGGGAAAUGUUUUGCACGCAAAUCAGAUCUUGUUAUACAUCAGAGAAGUCACACAGGUGAGAAGCCAUUUUCUUGCUCUGAGUGUGGGAAAUAUUUUGCACAGAAAUCACAACUUGCUAGACAUCAGCGAAGUCACACAGGUGAGAAGCCAUUUCCAUGUUCUGAGUGUGGGAAAUGUUUUACACAGAAAUCACAUCUUGUUGCACAUCAGCAAAUUCACACAGGUGAGAAUCCAUUUCCAUGUUCUGAGUGCGGAAAAUGUUUUUCCUGGAAAUCUCAACUUGUUACACAUCAGCGAAGUCACACAGGUGAGAGGCCAUUUCCAUGUUCUGAGUGUGGGAAAUGUUUUGCACACAAAUCAGAUCUUGUUAGACAUAACAGAAGUCACACAGGUGAGAAUCUAUUUUCUUGCUCUGAGUGCGGGAAAUGUUUUAUCCGGAAAUCACAACUUGUUACACAUCAGCGAAGUCACACAGGUGAGAAGCCAUUUCCGUGUUCUGAGUGUGGGAAAUGUUUUGCACAGAAAUCAGCUCUUGUUACACAUCAGAGAAGUCACACAGGUGAGAAGCCAUUUCCAUGUUCUGAGUGUGGGAAAUGUUUUGCCACAAACAGCUCUUGUUAUACAUCACAGAACUCACACAAGUGAGAAGCCAUUUUCUUUCUCUGAGUGGGAUAUGUUUUACAGGAAGAUCACAUCUUGUUAGACAUCAGCGAAGUCACACAGGUGAGAAGCCAUUUCCAUGUUCUGAGAAAUAAAUCAGUUCUUGUUGCACGCAGUAGACAUCACUCAGGUGAGGAACCAUUUUAAUCAAUGGCACAAGCUGAGGAGAAAAUGGCCCAGUCAGUGGGUAAAGGAGGCAAAACUUUUUUUAGGUAUAUAAGCGAAAAGAGAAAAACAAAAGACGGAAUUAUAAAACUAAAGACGGACACUGGGAGUCUUGUUGAAGGAGACAAUUUAAUAGCAGAUCAUCUUAAUGAUUAUUUUUGCUCCGUAUUUACUACUGAAAGAGAGGGGAAGGGACCACAGUUAAGGGAUAUUCAGGAAAAUUAAACAAGUACAUUUACAGAGUAGAAGGUCCUAACAGAACUCUCAAAGCUGAAAGUGGACAAAUCUAUGGGGCCAGAUGGGAUACAUCCAAGGAUACUAAAAGAACUUAAAGAGGUGCUGGUAGCACCAUUGACAGAAUUAUUCAACCAGUCAUUAGCUACAGGAGUAAUUCCAGGGGACUGGAAAAGAGCAAACGUAGUCCCACUGCACAAAAGUGGAAGCAAGGAAGAGGCAAACAACUACAGACCAGUGAGUCUUACAUCAGUAGUAGGGAAAUUGAUGGAAACACUUUUAAAAGAAAGAGUUGUAGAUUAUCUCAAAUCUGGCAAUUUACUGGAUCCCAAACAGCAUGGAUUCACUGGGGGGAGAUCAUGUCAAACAAAUCUUAUUGACUUUUUUGAUUGUGUGACUAAAGUGAUGGAUAAAGGUGGAGCCAUGGAUAUAGCUUAUCUAGACUUUAGUAAGGCUUUUUUUUUUUUUAACUUGUGUAAUUUUUUAUUAAAGUUUUUCACAGGUAAAAGUACAAACAAAAACAUUAGGUACAGAACAAAACCAGAACAACAGACAAAAAAAUAAAAUAAAAAAACGUUACAGGAAAAAUACAGUAAUUAAUACCAUCUGUGUCACAGUGUUUCAUAGAUAAAGAUAGUAAGUGUCACGGCAAACAUCAUAAAUUCACAAAUGAAGCCUCAAUCAGUCAGAGAAUAGUGUUCCAGCUGUAGCCAGGCGGGAGGUAUUCCACCUAUCCCACUUGCUAAAGUAAUGGGGUAGGGUCCCUCUAGACCUAUGUGUAAACCUCUCAUGUCCUGACACCUCGUUUACCAAGGCUCACCAGUUGUACACAUUAGGGGAAGAAGUAGCAAACCAGUUACGCGCUAUAAUCACCUUGGCUAAGGUAGUCGGGCAGAGAACAUAUUUGUAAAGUGCCGGGCAGUAGGAUUCCUCUAAGUCUAGCGCAAACAUACAUAUAGUAGGAGAGAGGGGGGGCAGCGUAGGUUCAGUGAGCAGAAUGUCCGACCAAACUGCUUCCCAAAAGGCAUGUACAGUAGGGCACAGCCAUAAUAAGUGCCAAAAAGUAGCUUC